CUCGUAAGCAGGCAACAUGGCAGUUGUUAGCAACCAGGACAUCUCUGCGUCUCUCGGCGGCCUUUUGAAUGAAAAACACCGGGCGGAGCACCUGCAGGUGUUGAAGACGUUCACGGCUGCGUUACGGGACAGAGAGUACAGGGAUGCCGUGGAGGAGCAGGCGUUCUCCAGUCUCCUGCAGGUCCUCACCAGGCUCAGCGACGAGCUGCAGGCCGCCGGAGAGACCAGCGAGGACCAGCAGUCCGUCGGCCUGCAGCUGCAGCUGAGCGCCGAGUGCUUCAGGGCCCAGAGGAACUCCUGUGUCCAGAGCACACGCAACCAGAGUCUGCUCAGGGAGCUCGGCUUCAUCGAUGUAUCGCUUAAACUUCUGCACUUCCUUCAGAACACACAUUGGGAGAGUACCGAUGGCAUAUAUGAAACUCUGCGUUGUGGGAUCCAGUUCCUCGGUAACUUGGCCGUGGGACACCAAAUGUGUAAAGAUGACAUUUGGCGGCUGAGCUUCCCAAAUCUUUUCCUGGAGCUGCUCGGGGCUAAGGAUGAGAAGACGGUGAACUACGCCUCCAUGGUUCUCCACACAUGUCUGGAUGAAGCCAAGGUGGAGGACAUGUCAGAGCCACAGAACAUCCAGCUGGCACUCAGGGUGAUGGAGCUCUGUAGGACUCAACCUGACCUGGACUGGACGGUUCUCAUUGCAACACAGCACUUUCUCAAAUCCUCAGCUCUGGUGGAGAGCAUGUACACAGGGAUGUCUCACCUUGAACGAGUGACGUUGCUGGAGCUGCUCUUUGCCCAGCUAAAAGAGGAAGACUCCGAGGAGUGCGGCGUCCCACCCAGCGUGGCUCGUUUCGUGGCUCAUUCCUUCCAGACAGGUUGUGGAGCAGUGCUCACACUUGCCACUGGUUCUGCCUCCAGCAAUGAGGUCCUGCAGGAGGCACUGACAGUGAUCAGUCUGCUUGAUGUUUUGUGUGAGAUGACCUCAGACCAGAGACGGUUCAUGUUCCUGCAGGACCAGCCUGACCUUCUCCCGACCACUGUUGAGCUCCUGAGGCAGGUGCACACCAUAGGGAAGGCCAGUAAGAAUAUGUUCAGUGCUGCUCAGAACUUCUCCUCCCUCGGUGGAGAUGGAGACUCUUCUCCUGUCACCGGCUUCAAGGCUCAUCUCAUCCGGCUAAUAGGAAAUCUCUGUUACAGCAACACCAACAACCAGAACAAGGUGAGAGAGCUGGAAGGCAUCCCCCUCAUCCUGGACAACAGCAACAUAGACAGCAACAACCCAUUCAUCAGCCAGUGGGCCAUCUUUGCCAUCAGGAACCUCCUUGAGAACAACGUGCCGAACCAGGAGCUGGUGGCUGAGCUGGAACGCCGCGGCCCCGCUGACUACUCUGCCCUCAGGGAGCUGGGAUUCAUGGUGGAGGAGCGAGAUGGAGGUUUGCUGCUCAAAACUGUGAGGAAAGACUCGUAAGAACCUCGGAGCAGCAGCCAGGAAGAAGAGAGAGCCUCGACCCACUAGCAGGUUCUCACGUGAAGUCAUUGUUCAGGAGGGAAUAAAGUACAUGUGCAUGCGCUUGUGUGAACAUGUACUUAUAAUGUACUGAAGCCUCCUUAAUGUUAUCCAGUAUUUAAGAAACGGAACAAAAAGAUUUGUGCCUGUCUGGAGAAACAUGACAUUCCACAGAUAAAAGUAAACUGCUUUUUAAUUUAAAUAUAUCUAUAGUCAGGGUCAAAGAAUUCGUAUUAGUACUAGAAGUAUUACUCAUGCUCAGAGGAGCUUAACAAUAUUCAAAAGGACCUCAGCAGCUCUCGCUCUGUCGAGACUGGAGACUGGGAAAUGAAGAGUUUAGGACGGACAAGCUCAUGCUGGUACCUUUUUGGCGCAACUGAUGCUUUGUGGUCUGUCCAAGGACAAAACGCACCACAGUGUCCGGGUCUUUUCACUUUCCACUGACACUGAUGUUACCACCAGGGGUUGGGGGUUUAAUUCCAGGCCCAUAGUGACCUCUGCCUUAACCGUGAAACAGAGAACAACCACAAAAACCCCUCACCACAACAGCUGAAUAUAUGGUUGUGUCUUUACCAGAGAGACAACAACAUUUUCCUUUUUCCUCUUCAAACCUCUUUAAAAUAAAUAAAAUAAUCUAAGGACAUUGCGAAAGGCAUUAACAAAGAAUAAACUAUGCAUGUUUUGUAACUUAACAACAACGCUCAGUGUACAGCAUGAGUCUGUCACUCUGCCUGUGCUGGCUUUUGCAGUGCUUCUUCUAUUAACAGAGUUUUAUACUCAACAUAGUUUAGUGAAUCCAUCCUUAUUCAUCCACUCAUUCCUAAUCUUCUAUUUCUAUCUUAUGCAGUCAUAUAGAUGAAUAAACCAUGAGGGCUUAUAGCGAGCUUCAUCGAUCGUUAACCAUCUUCGAGCUCAGGUUUUAUACCUUUAACUACUUUUUCUUCAAGCUUUAAUAGAGUUUUACUGGAUUAUAGACUUUUGUAGAGAUUUAUAGUAAAUAAUGUAGGUGCUAUUUAGCUGAAGUUAUGUGAGUGUGUGUUGCAGCUUCUUGUGUGGAUCGAUUAUAGUGGAUGAGUGCUGGAUGGAUGAGAGCAUACUAACUAAAAGUGUGAGUGAGUGAAUCAGACCAGAAGCAUUAGUUUGCAGAAUGACAUCCCUCCGUGCUCCUCCCGUUGCUGGAUAAGCUGAAUGGUCCUGACACCUCAACAAUGCCGCGCUUUACAGGCCUGCCCACACCCUGCUCCACCCUGUUUGCUCUGCAUUAGAUUUUUAAUGACAAAAUGUAUUGAAACAAUCGGCUCGACUCUCCCCUCAAUCCACCGGCAUAGUGGUGGGAGCUUAUGCGGUUCCGGUCCCCAGGAUUUCAGACGGCUAACAAAACAGCUGUUACUCGCGCUUGACUGGCUGGCUGCAAUGCUUUUCAGUCCCACAGGAAAGAGGCUGUGCGAGUCAGCCAGGCUGAAUGAGGUGGCACGGCCACGGUCGUCUGUUCACCUCCUAACACAUUAGCACCACAUCAGUCAAGGCCAGAAGUUCUAGUUUCCCAUAUCAGCGUUUUAUCCAGCAGGCCUCAGCCAUAUUGUCUCUGUGCCUUCUGGUUUGAUGGUGACCUUAAAGAGGGAAAACAUAAAAACACUUAAUCAGGGUAUAAACCACAUGCUUCAUGUUCCGGUCAAAUAUGUUUAUAAAAUGCCCAAUAAAGAACUGUGUGAGUGACAAA
Pleuronectes platessa (European plaice) is the source of this 3221-nucleotide messenger RNA. It is a transcript of the gene atxn10, whose product is annotated as ataxin 10. The record is from RefSeq and is a predicted model, not a curated record. The transcript is spliced from 11 exons. Gene Ontology annotation, cellular component: cytosol. Bases 17 to 1462 code for a protein of 481 amino acids. Gene Ontology annotation, biological process: neuron projection development. NCBI's taxonomy places the organism in Eukaryota, Metazoa, Chordata, Actinopteri, Pleuronectiformes, Pleuronectidae.